Molecule: messenger RNA, 1711 nt
Organism: Nothobranchius furzeri (turquoise killifish)
Lineage: Eukaryota; Metazoa; Chordata; Actinopteri; Cyprinodontiformes; Nothobranchiidae
Product: nicotinate-nucleotide pyrophosphorylase [carboxylating]
Biological process (GO): NAD+ biosynthetic process; quinolinate catabolic process
Cellular component (GO): cytoplasm
Molecular function (GO): nicotinate-nucleotide diphosphorylase (carboxylating) activity
Source: RefSeq, a predicted model, not a curated record
CCACUUAAUUUGUGUAUGCCUUGGGCCGGCUCUGGAAAUCAAAACAAUCAAUGCUAACCCCAUGAGCUCUCGCUGAGCGUAAACAUUCCAACAUGGACCGAGGGUCAAAUUCCACAUCACAUUUUUUCUGCACCUCUGUGUGCUCACCCUACAGUCUGCAAUCUAUACAUGUGAAGAACUGGUGAAGAGGCAAGUUUAGAGCAUGUCUGCAUUGAAAACCUCAGCGGCGCACUCAAUCCCACCCCACACCCUGACCCGGCUGGCACGAGAGUGGCUGUCUGAGGACACACCUAACUUUGACCUGGCAGGAGUGUGCGUGGGAUCAGAGGAGACCGAGGCCAGACUGUUGUGUAAAACUCCUCUCAUCGUGCUGGCAGGGAGCCCUUUCUUCACGGCAGUGUUCACCGAGGUGGGAUGCACAGUGGACUGGGUUUACCAGGAAGGAGCUGAGAUUGGUCUGGAUGCAGUCACCGUGACUGCUGUGGUGAGAGGCCCAGCGAGGUGCCUCCUCCUUGGGGAGCGACCGGCUCUAAACUGUCUAGCUCGGGCCUCCGGGAUCGCCAGCCGCUGCUCACAGCUCAGGGCCAAGGCAAAAGCUGCAGGAUGGCACGGGGAGGUGGCGGGCACCCGCAAGACCACUCCGGGCUUUCGGCUGGUGGAGAAGUAUGCCAUGCUGGUGGGGGGGGCAUCCAUGCACAGACAUGACCUGAGUGGGAUGGUGAUGCUCAAAGACAACCACAUCUGGGCUUCGGGAAAUAUCACACAGGCGGUGAAAGCGGCCCGGUCUGUGUGCGGUUUCAGCAGUAAGAUUGAGGUUGAGUGUCGUUCCACAGAAGAGGGCAGGGAAGCAGCUGCAGCCGGUGCGGACAUUGUCAUGCUGGACAACUUUCAUCCACAGGAGCUCCACACUGCAGCCCGAACCCUAAAGAACGAGUUCCCUUCUCUUCAGACAGAAGCCAGCGGAGGAGUCACUCCAGAGAACUUAGAUUUAUAUUUUUCUCCACAUGUCGACAUCAUUUCUCUGGGUUGCAUCACGCAAGGAUGCCCAGUGGCAGAUUUCUCCCUCAAAGUUCAAAAAUCAAACAAAUGAAUAGAAACCCACCUAAAGGUUCAUCUGAAGGAUGUGACUGACGAUGCUGUGUUGCUGGACGAUUCAACAGAAAACAACCUUUCAAACAGGAAACAACCAUCAGAAAUAGACACUACUUAGAAAACAUUCAAUUCAAUUCGAUUUAAAAAUACUUUAUUAAUCCCAGAGGGAAAUUGAUUGCUGUAGUAGCUCAGAAUAAUAAUAAUAAUCAAGUUGUCAAAGAGUUGUUGUAUACUACUGUCAUGGAUUUUAUCAAUAUGUUUAUCAAUAACCCAUUUCCUAUAGUGAAGAGAGAAGGAGACAAUAAACAACAAGUCAAACAGUUGUAACUGUGGCAAGAUGCCGAAGCAAAUGCCUCGAACAUCUGUUCACAGGCUUUAUUUAUAGAGGGGUAUCAGAAAGAUAAGAGGUCAUUGUGUGAGAGAGAGAGUCAGUGUGUGUGUGUGCGUGUGUGUGCGUGCGUGUGUGUGUGUGUGUGUGUGUGUGUGUGUGUGUGUGUGUGUGUGAGUGGGACAAGAAUGUGUGUGUAAGUGAGCAUGCAGAGAGGCAUAGAGCAGUACAUAUUACCUUCAGUUGAUUGGGUCAAUGAUCAAGAAUUAAUAAACACAGAUUUUUCCAUAA